CACCCCCCCCGAUAGGUACGGCAAGCCGUGCUAGCUGACUUCGUGGCGGGCGGUCGCGGUCCUGAAAGCAUCCGCGUUUGCGUUUACUUGGAGGCGUCCAUAUGGCCGCCUGUUGUCGUGCGCGGCGAGGCUGUCGCAGCAGCGCAUGCCGGGCACAUCACCUUCGUCGAUGACUUUUCCGGCCCCACGCACACGAAUCCACGACGGCCUGUGCAUUUUACGAUUUUGCCCGGCGAACAACGGAUGGCGUUCCGUGGUGUGCCCGCCGCUUGCUUUUUCAACGACUGCCGGCACCCCGUGGUGGACGACGCUUCCGGGAAAUGCGAAUUCCACAAGAACCGAGGCAAGUGUCGCGCGCCCGAUUGCCACAACCAAGUCUACGCUCGCCGCCUGUGCGUCCGACAUGGUGGAAAGCGACAAUGCCAAGCACACGGGUGCCUUGGAAACGUCCGCAUCGGCAACUAUUGCUCUCGCCACGGCGCUGUGAGCCCCAAGAAACGGUGCAACGAGCCGCACUGCACCAAAGUUGCGCAUGCCCGGCAAAAAUGCGUGCGCCAUGGCGGCGGACGAAAGUGCAAUGUCGAUGGAUGCGACACCCAUGCUCGAGUCGGCGGACGCUGCUGUCGACAUGGAGGAGCAGCAUCCUCCGAUGCAAGCUACGUGCGCCAGCAUGCGACGCAACACGGCGCCGUCGCACGGAAACCCGCCGUGCCAAACACUGCCGCGCCGCCGACCGACGGCGGGAUGCUGCCUCCAUUCAGCCCAAACAGUGUGUCGGGAACGUGCUUGCUCCAAUGGAGCUGUGUGUACAAUCUCUUUGGCUUGUCCGACGAAGCCAACGAAGAAUGGAUGGCACUGCCACUGCUAGACCACACCAAUCCAUGCAGCGCGGCGGCGACGCAGGCGUGGGCGGAUGACUUUCGUUGGGAGUUUGACGACGUCGCGUUCGACGAGCUCGUGCCGAUGCCCGCCAUUGUACGUUGAGCCGACGCCACCACGUAACCAAGAUAUCGUUCGAUGAUGCUA
Molecule: messenger RNA, 1026 nt
Organism: Aphanomyces invadans
Lineage: Eukaryota; Oomycota; Saprolegniomycetes; Saprolegniales; Verrucalvaceae
Exons: 1
Coding region: 244-984 (246 amino acids)
Source: RefSeq, a predicted model, not a curated record